This is a messenger RNA of Stegodyphus dumicola, 1343 nucleotides long. Its product is annotated as acyl-coenzyme A synthetase ACSM3, mitochondrial-like. Gene Ontology annotation, molecular function: fatty-acyl-CoA synthase activity; fatty acid ligase activity. The record is from RefSeq and is a predicted model, not a curated record. Lineage: Eukaryota; Metazoa; Arthropoda; Arachnida; Araneae; Eresidae. Gene Ontology annotation, cellular component: mitochondrial matrix. Gene Ontology annotation, biological process: acyl-CoA metabolic process; fatty acid biosynthetic process.
AACUCUUCCAAGGGGGAAUUUAAGGUACCGUGAUGCAUGUACUAUACCGCGUUUUAAAUCUUAGAAAAUGUAUACGACGGUGGCCUUACAGUUUUGAAUUUAAUGUGGAAACAUUUAAGUUUCGAAGUUCAUCGACUAUAUCAAGGACAGGUUUCGAUAAUUAUGAAAAGGCAAGAAUCAGUUGGAAUGUUGAAAUACCUGAAAAUUUUAAUUUUGCUGCGGAUGUUCUUGAUAAUUGGGCUGACAAAGAAAAGACAGGAGAGAGAAGUAACUUAAUACCAGCAUUCUGGUUUGCAUUUGAAGAUGGACGACAACUGAAAUGGAGCUUUCAAGAUUUUCAGCGAGAAACAAUGAGAACUGCUUGCAUGUUGGAGAAACAGUGUGGCUUGAAGAAAAGUGAUAUCGUAAUGGUUAUGUUACCAAAAAUGCCUGAAUUUUGGCUGGUCAAUAUUGCAGCUAUCCGUAUAGGUUUUAUUCUUAGUCCAGGUAGUAUGAUGUUAACAGCUAAAGAUAUAGCUUACAGAUUUUCAGCUCUGAAGCCGUCUUGCAUUAUAGCUCAUGAAACAGUUGUUGAUUUAAUUGAUCAAGUUGCUGUCUGUUGCCCUUCUUUAAAGACAAAGAUAGUCGUUUCAAGCACUACUCGCAGGAACACUGGCUGGCUUGAUUUUCACUCUCUGUAUAAGAAUGCAAAUGCAAAUCAUAAGUGCGCAGAAACGAAAAGUAAUGAAAGUAUGAUGGUAUUCUUCAGUAGUGGGACGACUGGAUUACCGAAAAUGAUCGAACACUCCCAUAGAAGCUAUGGAAUAGCUCUGGCAGCAACAGGAAGAUACUGGCUAGAUCUAACGAGAGAAAACAUUCUUUGGAACAUGAGUGACACCGGAUGGGCAAAAACAGCUUAUAGUAACAUUUUUGCGCCGUGGUCUUGUGGUGCUUGUGUCUUUGUACAUCAGAUGAGUCGGUAUUCUCCAGACACGGCGUUGAAAAUUUUGUCACAGUUCCCUAUCGACACUUUAUGCGCUCCUCCUCUGGCGUACAGGACAAUGGUGCAGGAAAAUAUAACUUCACAUCAUUUUCCCAAAUUAACGCAUUGCGUUAGUGCAGGUGAAGCACUGAAUCCUGAAAUCAUCCGACUGUGGGAACGAGCCACUAAUUUGAAGAUAUACGAGGGUUAUGGGCAAACAGAAACAAUUUUAUUAAUUGGGAUGUUUAAAUGCUUGGAUUAUAAACCAGGAUCAAUAGGCAAACCAGUACCCGGCAUAGAUGUUGUGGUAAGAAAUAAUAUUCUUUCUUUUUUAACUCAAUAAUACACUCAGACAAAAAAAAAAAAAAAAAAAAAAAAAAAA